Messenger RNA from Passer montanus (Eurasian tree sparrow), 744 nucleotides. It is a transcript of the gene GSX1, whose product is annotated as GS homeobox 1. Gene Ontology annotation, biological process: regulation of DNA-templated transcription. Gene Ontology annotation, molecular function: sequence-specific double-stranded DNA binding; DNA-binding transcription factor activity, RNA polymerase II-specific. The transcript has 2 exons. Lineage: Eukaryota; Metazoa; Chordata; Aves; Passeriformes; Passeridae. Gene Ontology annotation, cellular component: nucleus. The record is from RefSeq and is a predicted model, not a curated record. The coding region runs from base 1 to 744 and encodes 247 amino acids.
AUGCCGCGCUCCUUCCUGGUGGACUCGCUGGUGCUGCGGGAGGCGGGCGAGAAGAAGGGGGAGGGCAGUCCUCCGCCGCCGCUCUUCCCCUACGCCGUGCACCCCUCGCACCCGCUGCCCGGGCUGCCGGCCGGCGCCUGCCACGCUCGCAAGGCCGGGCUGCUCUGCGUCUGCCCGCUCUGUGUCACCGCCUCCCAGCUGCACCCGCCGCCGCCCGCCAUCCCCCUCAUCAAGGCUUCCUUCCCUCCCUUCGGCUCCCAGUACUGCCACUCGCCCCUGGCCCGCCAGCAGCACUCCGUCUCCGCCGUCAGCGUGGGGCACGCCCCGGCGCUCUACCAGGGCGCCUACCCGCUGCCCGACCCCCGGCAGUUCCACUGCAUCUCCGUGGACAGCACGUCCAGCCAGCUGCCCAGCAGCAAGAGGAUGCGCACCGCAUUCACCAGCACGCAGCUCCUGGAGCUGGAGAGGGAGUUCGCCUCCAACAUGUACCUCUCCCGACUGCGGCGAAUCGAGAUCGCCACCUACCUGAACCUCUCCGAGAAGCAGGUGAAGAUUUGGUUCCAGAACCGACGGGUCAAGCACAAGAAAGAAGGCAAAAGUAGCUCCCACCGGGGCGGGGGGGGCGGCCACAGCUGCAAAUGCUCGUCCCUUUCCACCACUAAGUGCUCGGAGGACGACGAGGACUUGCGCAUGUCUCCGUCCUCCUCGGGGAAGGACGACAGAGGUCUCGCAGUCACCCCCUAA